Molecule: messenger RNA, 4471 nt
Organism: Brienomyrus brachyistius
Lineage: Eukaryota; Metazoa; Chordata; Actinopteri; Osteoglossiformes; Mormyridae
Gene: cunh21orf58
Exons: 8
Coding region: 812-1672 (286 amino acids)
Source: RefSeq, a predicted model, not a curated record
AUAUUCUGCAUAAAAGGUUUGAGAUAUAAUAAGCGUUGGGUAUUUUAAACAAUGAUGAUGACAUGUUUAGAGAGUGUGGCGGUUAAAUACAUGGACACGAAGGUUUAUAAGAGGGAGUUUGAUGUUGUACAACUGAGCAAGGCUGCAAAGCUGUAUAAUGUGUGUUAAAAUGCAGCAAAAUAAUGACCAUACCGAUGGACGUUUUGAAAUACUGGAUACUGGACUUGGAAUUUUACUGUCAUUGUAUAAAACCAUCCAGCCAUCCAUGCAUUUCCUAUAACCUUGCAUCCAAUAAGGGGCAGUAGUACUGCAUGGCACCUGAACAGCUAAAAUUCCCUGUGCUGCUGUUGUCCAUUAAACUGGGCUUUAGCGCCCUCUGUAGGCCACGAUAUGUAUCUAUGUGUGUGGAGCAUUAAAAAACGCAACCGCAAUUACGUACAGAAGGAAUAAAUCUUACUUUGAGCUCGCCUAAGUAGAACAGGUAUUCACUGGUAACUUUGUCUUACUCAGCGACUGGUUGUUUGUGGGCCUCGUCGCUAUGGUAAUGAGUGGGCGUGGCAUGACUAGGCUUGGCCUGGAAACAAUGAUUGAAACACAAGCAGAGUGAUACCAAAUCAGACAGGGAGAAACGGGGGGGGGCUCUGGACUAUGGUCCCAGCCCCUUUGCUCCACUCUCACACACGUUACAGGUACAGGAAAAAGCCAGCAGAUGGUUCACAGGUGACCCAAUGCUCCAGAACAAUUUGGAACAAAGUCCACUGGGUUUCAAACCACACUGGGACUGCAGCCCGAUUCCAUCUCGACCAGAACCAUGGACGACCCCAUGCUGGAUCAGAUGACCAGGUUAAGACUGAGACUCAUGGAGAGAAAGCUGCAAAAUGAAAGGGACCGUAUUCAUGGAAGCGCAGAGUCGGCCCUCUCCACACGGAGCUGUGACGAUCAGGAACACGCACUGCACAGGGCAUUAAAGAGAAAGAGGAACUUACUGCAGAGGAUGAGGGAGGAGCACAUGUCAGAAGACCUGCGUCGCCCGCACACCUGGGGCGGAACACGUGGGUGGUCCAGGCAGAAUGUCCUGCCCCCCCUGCCGCCACACACCCAUGUGUGUCUCCCUCCGCCAGCCGCAGUCACGCAACCACCCCCCGCUGCUCAGCUGCCCCGGGUCCUCCAGCAGAUUCCACAGCAGCCGACAACCAUAAUCCAACAGCUUCCACAACAGCAGCCUAUCAUCGCACAAGUGCCACCCCCACUGCCAUGUCCAUCCAGCAAGUCAGGAAGCAUCAAAGAAGACAUGAUGGAGCUGAUGCUCAUGCAGAACGCUCAGAUGCACCAGAUCAUCAUGCACAACAUGAUGCUGAAGGCCGUCCCGCUGGGAGCGCUCUCACCUCCAGGGGGCGCCGGUCAAGCCGCCUCAGCGAGACAACUCCUCACUCCUCCGGUCCAGACAAAGAAGCCCAGAGGAGAUUCAGUUCAUCACCACCAUCACUACAGCACUCCUGCAGUACCGUUACCUCCCAUUGGCUGUCCCCUCGCAUCUCCAGUGAUGUCACCAGCAGUGCAGGGAGGGACCUUUCAUCCAACAUUGCAUCACGUGACUGGCCCAAUCAUGCUGUCACCUCUAAAUACCGCAGGUGUGCACAGUUCACGCCACACAUUCCCUCUGGGCCUUUGAUGUAAAAAGUAAGAUGAAGACAACAGAAAAGAGACACCGACCACUCAGCAAAUGUCACUCACAUCUGUCUGGAUCUGUGACUGUGGAUGCAGAUGUCGCACCUCUUCCGGAAGUUUCCUGAGUCUCCCACAAAUUGACAGCAGCACCCUGACACCCGCGAAUGAUGCACAAUGUCCUGGAAAUCUGUCGUUCCGCUAUUCGGCUUCAGUAAAAUUAGCCAUGAAGGACUUUUACCGCCGCAGCACCAUCUACCACUAGGAAUGGGCAGUAUCCGACUUCCAAUACUGUCUUACCAUCCAGAUGUUAUACCGUGGUAUUUUCUAGUGCUUUCGCACUCAGCAUUUUUACAGUUUGACUUUAUUCCUAAUCAUUGAAAGUUAUUUAAGUUAGUGAUGGUUGUAAAGGCUGUUUGCAGGGAGCUGUAUCCUAUGGCUCCAUUCUGUUCAUACAGCUGUCGUUCUUUAUCCGUUUUCUCUGAGGGGGCGGGGGAUACGAGUUUUAUCUGAGAAUUAUCACAAAGAUAAUAACAGGGUGAGAUUUUAAUCAGAUUCAGACUUAGCCCACAAUAUAAUUUCAUUUGUCAUGUGUGGAGCAGGUUUAGUGGCAUUAAAUUAUGCAUAAUGCCCCCCCCCCCCCCAUUUUAUCACAAACAUACUACAUUUAAUUUACUCUCUGUGUGAAAGUUGUCUUGCAUUGAAUGCCACAGACACGGGAAAAGGUGACAAUCCACUUAACAGCUCAAGACAAGGGGUUUAUUACAGACAUAGAACAUACUGGUUUAAACAAUGAAAACCAAAAAGGGCACAAGGGGCCAAAAAAAGGAAAAACUAUAGAAUUAACUAGGAGACUAAAUUAACAAGCAGAACUAAACAGAACUAAAGUACAAGAUACCAAAAGGAAAUAAAUUCUGGGAAGAAGGCAACACCAGGAGCGUGCGCAGGGCACAUAACUAGCAGUCCCAACCCACUGAGCCAUUGCGGUGGGCCAGGGAAUCAGGAGAGCACACUGGGACUGAAGGGCAAGAGACAGGCUGGAGAACAGGAUGGCCAGCGACACCUGCAGGCCAAACAGGGAAGAGACAUGAAGGUCAGGGUUGGACGGGUGCUGAUCCUGACAGAGAGUCAUUUGUCCUUGCCUCAUUUUCUUUAGAAAAACAUGUUAAUUAAGGAGGCAAUUUUUUUGUCGAGUACAUGUUGUGCCCCCACCCCACUGCGGUGGUCAAGAGAACCCAAUGCAAUUCAAAAUUAAGAAGGGCACGUCUAACAGAAAAACACACUGCAAAGCAACAAAGCAUAUUAUUCAAGUUCAUAACGAACCGGCAAACACACUACAAAUUCGUAGACGCUACACAAAUUCAGAAAAAACUUGACAACACAUUGGACCCACAUUUCUCAAACGCGCUGCACAUUCACAGACCCGCUGCAAAUACAGAAAACAGCCAGAACUUCAGAAACACAACGCAAGUAGCCACAACACAAUGUUUCCAGAGGACACUUUUUAGGGGCGUACUUUUCAAUGGAGCCAAUGGUAUAGAAGGGGAUUAUGGCCACCAUGAAAAUAUUAUUUGAAUUCUGACUUUUUUCUCAGAAUUCUUACUUUAAUCUCAGAAUUCUUUUUUUUUCUAAAGUCAGAAUUCUGAGAUUAAAGCCAGAAUUGCUUUAAUUCAUCCUAAAGGUGUUCGACUGGGUUGCAGUCAGGGCUCUGUGAAGGCCAGUUGAGUUCCUCCACACCAAACUCGCUCAUGCAUGUCCUUAUGGAUCUUGCUUUGUGCACUGGUGCACAAUCAUGUUGGAACAGUAAGGGGGCGUCCCCAAACUGUUCCCACAAAGUUAGGAGCAUGAAAUUGUCCAAAAUGGCUUCGGGUGAUGCAGAAUUAAGAAUUCCUUUCACUGGAACUACAGGGCCAAGCCCAACCCCUGAAAAACAACCCCACACCAUAAUCCCCCUCCACCAAACUUUACACUUGACACAAUGCAGUCAGGGAAGUACAAUUCUCCUGGCAAUCGCCAAACCCAGACUCGUCCAUCGGAUUGCCAGACAGAAAAGUCACUGCACAGAAUACGUCCCCACUGCUCAGUGGUGCUUUACACCAUUGUGUCCAAUGCUUUGCAUUUCACUUGGUGAUGUAAGGCUUAGAUGCAGCUGCUCGGUCAUGGAAAUCCAUUCCAUGAAGUUCUCUACGCACUGUUCUUGAGCUAAUCUGAAGGCCAUACGAAGUUUGAAGGUCUGUAGCUAUUAACUCUGCAGACAGUUGGCAACUUCUGCACACUGUGCACCUCAGCAUGCGUUGUCCCUGCUCUGUGAUUUUGUGCAUGAUUUUAUACACAUACGCCUAUGGAAGUGAUUGGAACACCUAAAUUCAAUGAUUUUGAGAGGUGUCCCAGUACUUUUGGCAAUAUAAUGUACAUUCAAAAUAAAGUUUGCUUAAAAUGUACUUUUAAGCUAUACUAUACACCAAGUAUAGCUCAGUUCAAGUAUGAUUAAGUACACUAAAGCAUAUUUAAAUUUGAAUCAUGCCGAUUGUAACUCGAGGGUCCACUGUAUACAAAACAUACCACACUGCACUUGCAAACAAGUAUACUAAUUAGUUUAAGUAUCCUUAAGCACACUAUCGCACAUUUUCAGUCAUAAUGUACUAUUUGUAUCCAUAAUGUAUGUUUUAAAAUAUGCAAAAGUACUUUUAAAGUGCGUUUAAAGUUCUUGGAAGGUUCCCUGUUAGUUUCUCGUGCUUGGUUUUAUUAAUGUGUGUAACUUUGUGUUCUGUGGACGUAUUUCAAGUUUGGUUUUAUAAACGUUAUU